AUGUGUUUACUUACCAAUUUUACACAGGUAGGUGCUAAUUGGAAGACGUGGAAACCAUACGACAAACCCAUGACAUCCUCUGCUGCAGCAAUCCACACAGCGACAACUUCUCAGAAUCACACGAAUUUCGGAACCGCACCAGAAAGAGUAGAAGAGAGAGAGGAAGAAGGAGUCGUAGAAGAAGAAAUUGUACCUCAUACCUCGAAUACCAAUCAGAGGAACUCCGACUCGGUAAAUCUCUUUUCUUUCACUUUUUUCCCUAUCGUUAAUUGUUGUUAUGUGAUUGCUCUGCCACCCUGUUUUUGGUGUCGCUAUUGA
Molecule: messenger RNA, 318 nt
Organism: Vicia faba (fava bean)
Lineage: Eukaryota; Viridiplantae; Streptophyta; Magnoliopsida; Fabales; Fabaceae
Source: the annotation of a GenBank genome assembly